CAGUCGAACGAUGAUACCCGGGGCACUUUUCCUGGGUGCCCUCCCUAAUUCUUCCUGUCAAAUGUCAAACUGUCCCUGGUUUCUGCAAGCGUGAUAUGAUACGACCUAUACUGAAUUAUGAAUUAUGCCCUCGCAUUGUCCCUUGCUUUUUUUUUCGUUUUUUUUUUCUUUCUUUAUUUUCCCUGCAGUUUUGAAGUUCGAUUUGCAAUUGGACUUGCUCUGUUGGUACUCUGUAUACGAAUUCAUAGUGUAUAGCUUCUAUUCUGUACUCCAUACAGUGAGAAUGAACCGUCAAAAUAAGCAGGGCGAUCGUAGGCUUCUAGAACGGCGCCAUGACCGUCUUCGAUAUGAUUCCCUCCGACCGCGAAUUUUGCUAGGAGUCACGUGAUUGAACAGCCUCGUGCAGUCCCGGAGAAGACGAUGGCAUUACGACACCUCACCCAAAUUUAUACGUUUGCAGAAUUGUUGUUCAUUAAAAU
Molecule: messenger RNA, 479 nt
Organism: Aspergillus ruber CBS 135680
Lineage: Eukaryota; Fungi; Ascomycota; Eurotiomycetes; Eurotiales; Aspergillaceae
Exons: 1
Coding region: 125-388 (87 amino acids)
Source: RefSeq, a predicted model, not a curated record